Danaus plexippus (monarch butterfly) is the source of this 1509-nucleotide messenger RNA. RefSeq names its product transmembrane emp24 domain-containing protein 5-like. The transcript is spliced from 6 exons. The coding region runs from base 169 to 858 and encodes 229 amino acids. Gene Ontology annotation, biological process: intracellular protein transport; endoplasmic reticulum to Golgi vesicle-mediated transport; Golgi organization. Gene Ontology annotation, cellular component: endoplasmic reticulum-Golgi intermediate compartment; Golgi apparatus; COPII-coated ER to Golgi transport vesicle. The record is from RefSeq and is a predicted model, not a curated record. Lineage: Eukaryota; Metazoa; Arthropoda; Insecta; Lepidoptera; Nymphalidae.
AGUAUCUUCCCGGCACUGCACCAGAUAUGGUUGUAUUAUAAAUAUACCGCCGGGGUUGUUUGUUUUAUUUUUACAAAAUAAACAAGCCUGGAAUUCUAUAAAUAACGUAACGCGUACAUUCAACAUAUACCUCUAGUAAUAACUAAUAAGUAACAAGUAAUUAUCACAAUGCGCUACAUAUUCCUAACCACAAUAUUCAGUAUAGUGUUCGCUUACGAAAAGGACAUGACUUUUACGAUACAGGCGGGAAAAAUGGAAUGUUUUUAUCAAAAAGUUGCUGUGGGCGAAGUUAUUGACGUGGAGUAUCAAGUCAUCGAUGCUUCUCACGGAGAGCUGGAUGUGUCUUUCCAGCUGGUGGAUCCUAUGGGACGUGGGAUCGUCACAGAUUAUAAGAAGCCGGACAACUCUCAUAGACACACAUCAACAUUGGAAGGCGAUUACAGAUUCUGUUUCGACAACACCUUCAGCACUUUCAGCGAGAAAACGGUGUUCUUCGAUUUACUGAUAGAAAAUGACGAGCCCCACCUCAACGACUAUGACGAGGAGAAGGAACUGGAACUUGGUAAUUCAGCGGAGUCCUACAUGAUGCGAGUCAAGGACGUGUUGGAGUCGGUGUACAAGGUCCGGGAGCACGUGUCCACCGCAAGGAGGCUGCAGGAACUGCUCUCAGCCCACGAGGCCAGGGACAGGAACCUCGCAGAGGACAUGUGUGACAGAGUCAUGAACUGGUCGCUCGGCCAAAUGAUUCUGAUGCUGAUAGUUGGGAUCACUCAGGUAUACUUCCUCAAGAGCCUGUUCGAGGAUCCCACCAGUCGCGGCUUUAAGAAGAUAAUGCCGGAUUUCAUGUCGCAGAAUUAGUUUAAAAUUUUUAAUCUGUGAACGCACAAAUUAUUUGAUCUUAUAUAUAUAUAUACUUAGCUAUGAGACAAACUUGAUUUUACAGCACAGUUUUAGUACUGAAGGGAUCCUUAAUCUUAUAUUUCAGUGUAAAAACACCUUUAUUAACCUGGAACAACAAUUCUACAUUAAUUCCAAUAUGUCAGCGAAAAUUAUUCUAUUGACCCAUCCAUAUCACGGUUCGCUCGCUGUUGCUUAACAUUAUAUAGGUCUGUUGCCAAAGAUAUUAUUAAGUAGUAAUAAAUUCGUUAAAAUCAUUUUUUUUUUCCUUAACAUGUAAAUAUAGAUUCAACAGGAAUGCCGUUGGAAAAGUAAUAUGAAUUUUCUUUAAAUAAAAGUUUUGCUACUAAUGAAUUAACCUCCUUAGUUAACUCAUAUAACAUUGGCUGUAUAUAUCGUGCAGUGGUGCAAUCUCAAAUUAAUUUCACUAACUUGACUUUUGGCGGGAAUCUAUUAUUUUUUACGUCAACUUUUUAGGUUAGAUCAUAGUGAAUCUCAGUAGGCUUUUGAUGAGUCCACCUUAAAUGUCAAUAAGACUGUUAAGAACAAAGCAAUAAGUUUAAAAUAUGUUUUCUACUACAGGUUAUUGUAAAUAAAUAAACUAUUAUUAAA